Messenger RNA from Pochonia chlamydosporia 170, 2004 nucleotides. Its product is annotated as leucine rich repeat protein. Bases 1 to 2004 code for a protein of 667 amino acids. Gene Ontology annotation, molecular function: protein binding. The transcript has a single exon. Lineage: Eukaryota; Fungi; Ascomycota; Sordariomycetes; Hypocreales; Clavicipitaceae. The record is from RefSeq and is a predicted model, not a curated record.
AUGUCUUCUGCUACUGAGCUUCGAACCGACCACUUUGUUUCGCUGUCCCUUGGGGAGCGUGUAAACGAUGAAUCUGACGUUGAGGCUACAACGCUAGCACAACUAUGCAGAACGUCGCUUCAUGCACUCUCUGAAAUCAAGGAUGUUGUUGAUCCGUCUCGCGGGUAUACCGCCGAGCAGGUCCUUGCGCUGCCGUUGACGAAACAUCGUGCGCCGGAUGAAUUGUAUAGUUUGCCACGUCGUCGAUCCGCGAGACAUGAACUAGCUGAGCGGGUGGCAUAUUUGCUGUAUCCUGUUCAUAGCGGCUCGUUGACGUCGCUGAUUCGAUAUGAGGAGGAUCGUGUACGGCUUCGAGGAUGGGCGGCGCUGCAGAAGAAGUAUGAUCUGUUGCAGGCUACGAAACGACAUGGGUAUACUAUUGACGGUGAUGAGAUUGGACCUCGCGUGCCGGCGUGGGCAAGUAGAAUUACGAGGCAGGGGGUGUGGGAUCCGGCAAAGAGGCCUGUUUCGCUGGACGGCGUGCCGGGGAUUCCUAUGCCAGUGAAGGUAUCGCAGGGCACGCAGCUGGAGCCGUUUUUCGAGCAUCUCCGGAAUAGUGGCACGCAUGAGCUUGGUCCUUCGACAGACGGGAAGGAGUUGGAUGAUGGGAAGGGCGAGCCGCAUUAUAAGGUUCGUGGUGCAGAGUUCCGCAGGGGGGUUGUGUAUGAGGAUGGGAGGAUGGACCUGUGCAAGAUGGUGGUUGGGCCGGAUCACAUCUGGAACUUGAUGGAUAGUUUACGGACGAAUUCGUUUGUUCGCCAUUUCCUGCUGGGCAACAAUAUCAUUGGGCCGUCGGGGGCGAAGGCUAUUGCUACGUUUAUCAAGGAGUUUCCUGAGAGGAUGGACACCUGGUACUUGGCUGGCAAUUGUAUCGACGGGCCUGGGUUCAAGGAGAUUGCGGAUGCCAUGGUGUCUUCGCCUGCGGUGACGAAUGUCUGGAUGAAGAGGAAUCCGCUUGGUGCUGCGGCUGCGGCGGAUGUGUAUCGACUUAUUACACUGACGCCGAAUCUGCGGACCCUGGAUCUUGACCAGACGGAGUUGGGCAAUAAGGGCGUGACGGACCUGUUUAACUUGCUGGCAGGGUAUUCUGGACCCAAGGGAUCGGUGUUGCCCCUUCGGAAUAUCUAUCUCAAUGGUUGCGGUAUUUCGGUUCAAGCCGCCGAGGCGAUUGCGUCGUUUCUGGUGAACCCUCACUGCGGGUUGACAUCGCUUUACUUGUCCUGCAAUCCGCUUGGAGACACGGGCAUCGAAGCACUGGCGAGGGCAUUGCCAAACGCACCGAAUCUAACUCGUCUGUCAUUACAAUCAGUCGGAGUUAGCACCCAAGGUGCGAUUGCGCUGUGUGAAAGCCUGACUGGUCACCCUGGCAUUCGUUGUCUCGAUCUGGGCCAGGCUUAUGCGACGGAGGAUUUGCAGCAGGCGUAUAAUUACAUUGACGAUGGCGCCGUUCCUUUUAUUUGCAAGCUGUUGAAGACUAGUCGGCAGCUCGAGCUUCUGAAUCUUGCUCACUGUCCCAUCACGACGCCUGGUCUGUUGGAGAUUUCGUCCGCAAUCUUGCACAGCUCGUCGAUGCUGUACUACUUUGCCGUUUCUAUUGUGCCGGACCCCACUCGCAAGGAAGUUACAUUUACACCGUCUCGCGAUUUGCACUUUCCGGAUCCUUCUUCUCCUGGGCGGCCGGAGAUUGAAGCCAACAGGGCGGUCCUGGAGCGUUUGGAGGCUAAUGUCAAGGCGAAAUAUGGCCAGGACAUGACUUAUACCGAGUUCCGAUCGGACGAGAAACGCUGGUUGAAUAACGACAAAGAGGAUGUUCGCAAAAUCGACAGCGUUUAUCGCAAUAGGGAUGCCAGUAAAGCGCGUAGGGGCUUGAUGACGCUGGUCAAGGACUGGGAAGAAGGUGAUAACACCCUGGCUAGGGUGAAGAAGGCCCAGGCGCCGGUGAUGGUUGCGGGCGUUGGUGCUUAG